Molecule: messenger RNA, 1803 nt
Organism: Rhodotorula toruloides NP11
Lineage: Eukaryota; Fungi; Basidiomycota; Microbotryomycetes; Sporidiobolales; Sporidiobolaceae
Product: CTP synthase
Exons: 11
Coding region: 1-1803 (600 amino acids)
Biological process (GO): CTP biosynthetic process; pyrimidine nucleobase biosynthetic process
Cellular component (GO): cytoophidium; cytoplasm
Molecular function (GO): CTP synthase activity; identical protein binding
Source: RefSeq, a predicted model, not a curated record
AUGAAGUACAUUCUCGUCUCGGGUGGUGUCAUCUCGGGUAUUGGCAAGGGCGUCAUCGCCUCGUCGACCGGCUUGCUGCUCAAGACGCUCGGGUUCAAUGUCACGGCGAUAAAGAUCGACCCGUACAUGAACAUUGACGCCGGCACCAUGUCGCCGACGGAGCACGGCGAGGUGUUCGUGCUGGACGAUGGAGGAGAGGCGGAUCUCGACUUGGGCAACUACGAGCGCUACCUCAAUGUCACUCUUGGCCGCGACAACAACAUCACGACCGGCAAGAUCUACCGCGAGGUCAUCGAGAAGGAGCGACGGGGAGACUACCUCGGCAAGACCGUCCAGGUCAUCCCUCAUGUCACGGAUGCGAUUCAGGACUGGGUCGAGCGGGUUGCGCAAAUCCCGGUGGACGAGUCGGACCAGGCGCCGGAUGUCUGCAUCAUCGAGCUCGGCGGUACGGUCGGUGACAUCGAGUCGGCGCCUUUCGUCGAGGCAAUGCGGCAGUUCCAGUUCCGCGUUGGCAAGGACAACUUCGCCCUCCUCCACGUCUCCCUUGUUCCUUCGAUCAACGGCGAGCUCAAGACCAAGCCGACUCAGGCGAGCAUUCGCGACCUUCGCGGACUCGGUUUGAUGCCCGACCUUAUCGCAUGCCGCUGCCCCGCCCCUCUCCCUCUCUCCGUCGUGUCCAAGAUCUCCAUGUUCUGCCACGUCGCGAACGAGCAGGUCGUUGCCGUCCACGAUGUCUCCUCCCUCUACCACGUUCCCCUCCUCCUGAAGGCUCAGGGUCUCGUCAAGUUCCUCCAGCACCGCCUGAAGCUCGACCAGAUCCGGCUUCCUGAGCCGCGCGUCGCUCGCGGUACCAAGCUCCUCACGAUGUGGAAGGACUUGACCAUCUCGUACGACCGCCUCUUCGACAAGGUUUCGAUCUGCCUCGUUGGCAAGUACACCUCGCUGCAAGACUCGUACACGUCCGUCAUCAAGUCGCUCGAGCACGCAGCCAUGAAGUGCGGCCGCAAGUUGCAGAUCACCUGGGUGGAGUCUUCGGACCUCGAGAAGGAGGCGCAGCAGGAGCGACCGAAGGAGUUCCACGCGGCUUGGCAGGCGGUGUGCACGGCCAACGGUAUCCUCGUUCCCGGCGGUUUCGGUCUUCGUGGUACGGAGGGCAUGAUCGCAGCGGCGAAGUGGGCGCGCGAGAAGAAGAUCCCGUACCUCGGCAUCUGCUUGGGCUUCCAGAUCGCGGUUAUCGAGUUCGCGCGCGGUGUUCUCGGGCUUAAGGACGCACACUCGGCUGAGCUCAUGGAGACGACGCCCGACCCCGUCAUCAUCUUCAUGCCCGAGAUCUCGAAGACCCACCUCGGCGGCACGAUGCGUCUCGGCCUCCGACCAACCGUCUUCCAGCCCAACACCGAGUGGUCGCAGGUCCGCAAGCUGUAUGGCGACGCCGAUGUUAUCUGGGAGCGUCACCGUCACCGCUACGAGGUCAACCCGGCAUACGUCGAGCAGAUCGAGAAGGCGGGCUUCCUCUUCACCGGUCGUGACGAGCGCGGCGAGCGUAUGCAGGUCGCGGAGCUCAAGGAUCACCCGUACUUCGUCGGUCUCCAAGCGCACCCCGAGUUCUGCACCCGUCCUCUCAACCCCUCGCCGGCUUUCCUCGGCUUCAUCGCUUCCGCUGCUGGCUGCCUCGACGAGCAGAUUGCUGGCCAGGCCAGCUACGAGCCUCCUCACCCCAAAUCGCAUCUCCACAUGGAGAACCGCGAGGUUCCCCAGGUCGAGCUGGUCACGGAGCAGGUCGCCAAGGUCACCGUUGCCUGA